CCCCCCUUUUUUAUAAAAAACAACGCUUUUGCUCAUUGAGCAAUAUGUACGUACAUUUUACCGAACGCAAUCUAAAUCAUAACAAAUAUGGCGGCGUCUUUACAAUCAAAGUGAUUUUCAUAACAACUUUCAAUAAUAUGGCUGAGAGAAAGAAGCCUUCAGGAGCUCAAUAUCGUAAACGAAAAGUUGAACAGCAGAGGGAACAAGAAAAACAGAAGGGUUCAUUGCUAAAGUUUAUAUGCCGACAAGACUCUACUAAAGAGGAUAGUAAUGGUGGACAGAUUCCCACUGAUAUGGAAGCUGAAGAAAUAUCUAAUGUUGUUGAUAAUGAUAAUGUGAUGAUGAGUGAAACACUUUCUUACUCAACAGUUCCCGUUUCCCAUGCAUUUAAUGGCCAAUUGAAUAAUUCUCUUGAGGAACAUGUACAGCAAGCAAGUGAAGAAAAAACGGAUAAUGUUAUUCCACAGAAUCCAGCACUUUGGCCUCUACUAAUUAAUCAUAAUACACGUGCAAUCAUUGUAGAACGUGGACCUCAGCAAAUAAAAGAUAUCAGUUUCCCAAAUGAUAAGAACAAUCGAAAGUUUUCAGUAUUUCACUACUUAAGAAAACUUCCUAAUGGAGAAGAAUUAUGUCGCAGCUGGCUCUUGUAUUCAGUAUUAAAAGACUCAGUGUUUUGUUUCUGUUGCAAACUGUUCAGUAUGAAAGCAAUUGGCAUAUCAUCACUAACUCAUACAGGUUCAAGUGACUGGAAAAACAUGGCGGCAAUUCUUUCUUCCCACGAGAAAAGUCCUGAACAUUUGCAGAACUAUCAAAAGUGGAAAGAACUACAUCAGCGAUUACAGAGGGAUAGUACAAUAGAUGCAGAAAUUUUGCGCAAGAUGAAGAAUGAAGAAAAGUAUUGGCAGCAAAUACUAAAGCGUUUAAUAGCAUUAGUGAGAGUUUUGGGUGAACAGAAUCUAGCUUUUCGCGGUACAAAUGAAACAUUGUACAGUGCCAAUAACGGGAAUUUUUUAAAAUUUGUGCAAUACUUAGCCAUUUUUGAUCCAUUAAUGAACAAACAUCUACGAAAGAUAUCAAAUAAAGAGCUUCAUACACACUAUCUUGGCAAAGAUAUACAAAAUGAACUUAUUCAACUGUUAGGAAAUGCUAUUAAGAAAGAAAUCAUACAAACAGCAAAUGCAAUGAAAUAUUUUUCAAUAGUUCUCGAUGGUACUCCUGACUGUAGCCAUGUUGAGCAAAUGACAAUAAUUAUUCGUUUUGUUAAAGUUGAUUCAUUGAAAAAGGAGUUUAGUAUCAAAGAACAUUUUUUAGGCUUUGUACCUUUAAAGAAAACAACUGGAGCCUAUAUGGAAGAAACGAUAAUACAACAAUUAGAAGAAAUGGAGUUACCUAUUGAUAAUUUACGUGGCCAAGGCUACGAUAAUGGCGCAAAUAUGAUAGGCAAAAAUAAUGGUGUUCAAAAGAAAAUAUUAAACAUUAAUCCUCGAGCAUUGUUUGUUCCUUGCAGCGCGCAUACUCUUAAUUUGGUUGUUAAUGAUGCUGCAAAUUGUUGUCUAAUGGCUACAAGUUUUUUUGAUAUUGUCCAACGUGUGUAUGUAUACUUUUUGUCUUCAACACAUCGGUUAGUAGUUUUCACUAGUCAUCAACCUACGUUAACUGUUAAACCUCUAAGUGAAACAAGAUGGGAAAGCAGAAUAGAAGCUAUAAAGCCUUUGCGAUAUGAACUUGGUAAAAUAUAUGAUGCACUGCUAGAAAUAGCUGAUGAUACUUCUCUAACUGGAUCCUCAGGAAGCACUGCACGCAGUGAUGCUAAAGCACUUGCGAAUAGUGUUGCAAAGUUUAAGUUCGUGGUUUCAAUUGUUGUAUGGUACAACAUACUUUUUGAAAUCAAUAUAACAAGUAAGCAGCUCCAAGCUAAAGAUUUGGAUAUUCAUGCUGCUGUACAACAGUUACAACACACACAAAGCCUAUUUGGUUGACUGUAGGAGUGACAUAGGUUUUGCAAGAAUGCUAGUGGAUGCUGCUGAAAUUGCUAAGGAUUUGGAGAUACCACCAACCUUUGAGGCAGAACCACGAUUACGGCGGAGAAAAAAGCAAUUUGCAUAUGAAGCUGAAGAUGAGCCUGUGCAAGAUCCAAAACAAAAUUUCAAAGUGAAUUUUUUCUUUGCUAUACUUGACACAGCAAUAAGGUCGGUUGAAGAAAGGUUUGAACAAAUGAGAACAAUUGAAUCUGUAUUUGGUUUCUUAUAUCAUAUUCAUGGUCUGCAGAGUAAAACUUCACAAGAAAUAUUGGAAUGUUGCAUGAAACUAGAAUCUGCUUUACAACAUGGUGAUAACAGAGAUUUAGUUGCAUCAGAUUUGUGUGGCAAACUACAGUCUUUUGCACGACGACUUUCUGAAGAAACAAAGUCUCCUCAAGAUGUUUUUCGAUUUAUUCUUUGCCAAAACUUGGAAGACAGUCUACCCAACCUUUGUAUUGCUCUUUGUAUUUUGCUGACAUUACCUGUUUCUGUCGCUAGUGGAGAGCGUAGUUUUUCCAAACUAAAAUUGAUAAAGACAUACAUUCGAUCAUCCAUGUGCCAAGACAGAUUGGUUGGGUUGGCAACUCUUUCCAUUGAGCACGAACUUGCAGACAAGCUGGACCUGAAGGACCUUGUGAUCGAUUUUGCCCAGAAAAAGGCACGCAAAGUACAGUUUUGAUAUUUUUAAAUAAAUAAAUACUUACCUGGUGUUUUCA
Hydra vulgaris (swiftwater hydra) is the source of this 2737-nucleotide messenger RNA. The record is from RefSeq and is a predicted model, not a curated record. Lineage: Eukaryota; Metazoa; Cnidaria; Hydrozoa; Anthoathecata; Hydridae.